This is a messenger RNA of Aspergillus aculeatinus CBS 121060, 1572 nucleotides long. RefSeq names its product NAD(P)/FAD-dependent oxidoreductase. The record is from RefSeq and is a predicted model, not a curated record. The coding region runs from base 1 to 1572 and encodes 523 amino acids. Gene Ontology annotation, cellular component: cytoplasm. Gene Ontology annotation, molecular function: oxidoreductase activity. NCBI's taxonomy places the organism in Eukaryota, Fungi, Ascomycota, Eurotiomycetes, Eurotiales, Aspergillaceae. The transcript is spliced from 2 exons.
AUGGCUUUCGUUCAGGCCGCAUUCUCCGACCCUAGAGUCCCUCUUCAGGACCGACAAGAAGCCCUGAACCGCGCAUUCGCCGAUCCAGGCCUUCCAGCACCUCACGGCAUGCCCUCUUUCUGGCUCAAAGACCCCCCAUUCUCUGAGCUCGCAAGCUUGCAAUCCGCCGAACUCGCAACAGAAGCGGAGGUUGUGAUCAUCGGCUCCGGGAUUACGGGCGCCUCCAUCGCUAGGACCCUAUUGUUGAACGCAUUUGGCGAAGGAAACCAAGAAAAGAGGCCGUCUGUCGUUAUACUCGAUGGCCGUGAGGUCUGCCAUGGCGCGACGGGCCGGAAUGGGGGCCACAUCCUUGAGACCGCGGAGGAAUUCAGCUAUUUCGAAGAGACGUAUGGAGUGGAGACUGCGAUCCGAACCAUGAGAUUCCGCCUCGCACAUCUGGCGGAGCUGCUUCGAGUGGCAGACGAAUACGGGCUGAGCGAGGUUGCCCAGGCCCGGAAAGUUCAGUUCCUGAGCGUUCAUUUUGAUGACGAGAAGUGGGUGGAGACGGUGCGUUCUAUUCGGAGACUCAAGGAGUGUAUGCCUGCCGAGACGGUGGAAUGGAAGAUUUUCGAAAAAGCCGAGAUCCCGAAGGAGUUCUGUCUGGCCCCAAACGCUCGAGGUGCCAUCGCCGGGCCCGCCGGCGCCAUGUGGCCGUAUCGGUUCGUGACGGGCUUACUGGCCCGUCUGCGCGAGCAGUAUCCCAAGGACCUCCGGAUCGAGACCAAGACGCCUGUAACGGCUCUUCGCGAGAACGCGACAUCCACAGACCCGUCCGCACUGCGAUACUCGGUCGUCACGCCGAGAGGAACGAUCCGCGCACGUCAUGUCAUCCACUGCACGAACGCGCAUGUCGGUCACUUGGUGCCGGGACUGCGCGGCCGAAUCUACCCCAUCCAAGGAACAAUGACGGCGCAGAACCCAGGACGCAGCUUCCGACCACAGGGAACCGAGCACUCCUGGCUAUUCAACUAUGAGCAUGGCUUUGACUACCUGACUCAGUUGCCCUCUGGUGGGGAGACAGCCAACAAGAUGAUGCUGGGAGGGGGCUUUGGACAGCAUGCAGAUCGAGGGGUUAUGGCUCUGGGCGUCGCUUCUGAUAACGAGGGAGUCCCGCCGUAUACGCUGAACCAUCUGAAGACAACACUCCAGAAGGCGUUCGACCAGGAGCAUUGGGGCGAAUGGAGCGCUGAGCGGGAUGUUGACACGGCGUGGACGGGAAACAUGGGCUUCAGCGCAGAUGGAUAUCCGUGGAUCGGCAAGCUCCCGCAUUCUGCGUCUGGCCGAGGGGAAGUAGUGCAGGGAGGGGGAGGUCCUGGAGCCGAAUGGUUGUCGUGUGCGUUCUCGGGCGAAGGCAUGGUGCAGGCUUGGCUGUGUGGGAAAGCAGUGGGCAUGAUGGUGUUGGCCCACGAUGGACGAUUGGCCGGAGAGGUGGAUCUCUCAUGGGUGCCUGAUCAGAUGUUCGUGACUGAGGAGCGGAUCAAGAGAUCGGUUCUGCCACGAGUGGCCCCCGAUCAUCGGGCGUCGCAACUGUGA